Molecule: messenger RNA, 1203 nt
Organism: Camelina sativa (false flax)
Lineage: Eukaryota; Viridiplantae; Streptophyta; Magnoliopsida; Brassicales; Brassicaceae
Source: RefSeq, a predicted model, not a curated record
AUGGCGAACCUUAGGCCUAUAAGUUUGUGCUCAGUUCUUUAUAAAGUCAUUUCAAAGAUCCUAGUAAAGAGAGUUCAGCCUUAUCUGCCUGAGAUAGUUUCUGAAACUCAAUCAGCCUUUGUUGAAGAGAGACUCAUCACGGACAACAUCUUGAUAGCACAUGAAUUGGUUCACAGCCUAAAAGUCCACCCGAGAGUCUCAUCAGAAUAUAUGGCGGUGAAGUCCGAUAUGUCUAAAGCUUUCGACAGAGUCGAAUGGAGCUACCUGAGAUCCUUACUUUUAGCUCUGGGAUUCCAUCAGAAAUGGGUUAACUGGCGAGGAUUGAGACAAGGAGACCCUCUUUCUCCUUUCAUGUUUGUUCUAUGUACUGAGGGUUUGUCUCAUCUCCUUAACAAAGCUCAAAGUGAAGGAAUUUUGGAUGGUAUUCAAUUCUCAGAUAAUGGUCCAGUCAUUCACCACCUCCUCUUUGCAGACGAUAGCCUCUUCCUAUGUAAAGCUUCAAAAGAGAAAAGUAUGGUGCUUCAGGAAAUUCUGAGAAUCUACGGCAAAGCAACAGGUGGUAAGGAAGUCCUGCUGAAGUCAGUAGCUUUGGCUAUGCCGGUCUUUGCUAUGUCCUGUUUCAAGCUUCCAAAAACCACUUGUGAAAACCUAGAAAGUGCAAUGGCUUCUUUUUGGUGGAAUUCAGAAGAACAUUCAAGGAAAAUUCAUUGGAAAAGCUGGGACAAACUUUGUUUAUCAAAAGAUCUUGGUAGUUUGGAUUUCCGUAACAUUCAAUCCUUCGAUCAAGCUUUAUUGGCAAAGCAAGCUUGGCGUCUUGUGCAAUACCCAGAUUGUCUUUUAGAUAAACUUAUGAAAAGUAGAUACUACGAUGAGGAGAUCUUUUUUGAUGCAUCUUUGAGCCAACGACCAUCUUUUGCGUGGCGAAGUAUCCUCUUUGGUAGGGAUCUCUUGAAGAAAGGUCUGAUCAAAAGAGUCGGUAAUGGCAAGUCAAUGCUAGUAUGGCUAGAUAAAUGGCUUGAUGAUGAAGGAGUUAGAGCUCCAUGGAGGAAAAACCAGUUCUUUGAAGUAGGGUUAAAGGUGAGCUCUCUAAUUAACCCCAGAACUGGUUAUUGGGAUUCAGACUUAUUACAAGACCUUUUCCUCCCUCAUGAUAUAUCACUAAUCAAAGCAUUAAAACCGAUGGUUUCAAUAGAAGACUUCUAA